AACGUUUUAGGCCUAUUCAUUGAAAACGUGUAUAUAGGCUAUGUACUGUUAAAUAUUCGACGCGCCUAAACAAUUAAGAAUACUAUAACUGAAUACAUCACCAAAGGAAUAGCAACUAUUGCGCGCUGUUGUGCGGCUGUUGUAUGGCGAGGGAAUUUUGAAAGCUCACGCUUUACUGUUUGUAUUAAUAAGAUCCACUGCUGACGUCGAAGAUAAAGACCCGACUGCCGUAUUUUGACUGCAAGACUAUGCUUCACAUUCCAGCCCCGCUCUCAUUUGUUCCAGCCUAUACCAACGCUCACACGCUCUCUCGGGAACCGUUGGCAUUGGCAGGGAGCGAGCGGGCAUGAGUGACAGUCUGCAGUAGUUCGCUCAGGCUCCCAACCUCAUAUAUCGCUUUGGAUUAGCUAUAUGCUAAUAUCGAUUAGAGAGAAGAGUAGCAGCGCGGUGCUGCGAGCCGACAGUGGAGGCUACCCGAGUCUGAGCAGGCUCCUCAACAGCCAUGGCUGAAGGUGGUGAAGGGGAAGAUGAAAUUCAGUUCUUGAGAACUGAUGAUGAAGUGGUGCUCCAGUGUGUCGCCUGCAUCCACAAGGAGAAUCGCAAGUUCUGCCUGACAGCAGAGGGGCUCGGCAAUCGACUGUGCUACCUUGAACCCACGUCAGAGGCAAAGUAUGUCCCUCCAGACCUAUGCAUCUGCAACUUUGUGCUGGAGCAGUCUCUCUCUGUGCGGGCCCUGCAGGAGAUGCUGGCUAAGACUGGCCAGAACAGUGAAGGGCCUCGAGGAAAGGACCGAUGGGCGGCUCAGGGUGGUGGACACAGAACACUUCUGUAUGGACACGCCAUCCUCCUGAGGCAUUCCUUUAGCGCUAUGUAUCUGACCUGUUUGAAGACUUCAAGGUCACAGACAGAUAAGCUGUCCUUUGAUGUGGGGCUGCAGGAGGACUCAACAGGUGAAGCCUGUUGGUGGACCAUCCAUCCUGCUUCCAAACAGAGGUCAGAGGGUGAGAAGGUACGCAUCGGAGAUGAUCUCAUCCUUGUCAGCGUGUCAUCAGAACGAUACCUUCACCUGUCCAUCUCCAAUGGCAACAUCCAAGUGGACGCGUCCUUCAUGCAGACUCUGUGGAACGUCCACCCCACCUGCUCCGGCAGCAACGUGGAGGAGGGUUACCUGCUGGGUGGCCAUGUGUUGCGUCUGUUCCAUGGUCAUGAUGAGGUUUUGACCAUCCCAGCGUCUGACCAGAGUGAUGAGCAACAGAGGAUAGUGAACUAUGAGACGGGGAAUGCAGGAGCGAAAGCCAGGUCUCUGUGGAGGCUGGAGCCUCUCAGAAUCAGCUGGAGCGGGAGUCACAUUCGCUGGGGUCAGCCCUUCCGUCUCCGCCACCUCACCACGGGGCACUACCUGGCCCUGAUGGAGGAGAGGGGGGUGGUGCUGCAGGACCGGGAGAAGUCUGACACUUCCUCCACCGCCUUCUGCUUCAGAGCCUCCAAGGAAAAGCUGGAGUCGAGCCCUAAGCGGGACAUCGAGGGCAUGGGGAUGGCAGAGAUUAAGUAUGGGGACUCAAUCUGCUUCGUCAUGCACGCGGCUACAGGACUCUGGCUGUCUUACCAGGCGCCUGAUGUGAAAUCAUCUCGCCUGGGCCCUCUCAAGAGACGGGCCUGCCUCCACUCUGAGGGUCAUAUGGAUGAUGGGCUGACCUUGCAGCGGUGUCAGCACGAAGAGUCCCGUGCUGCUCGCAUCAUCCGUAACACCACCCGCCUCUUCAGUCACUUCAUCAGAGACCUGGACUGUCUGGGGGGAAAGAACCGUGCAUCAGUAGCCCUGCCCAUCGAGGAGGUCCUCCAGACCCUCAAUGACCUCAUCGCCUACUUCCAGGUGCCUAAUGCUGAGCUGGAGCACGAGGAGAAACAGAUCAUGCUGCGCUCUCUCAAGAACCGACAGAACCUCUUCAAACAGGAAGGCAUGCUGACUCUGGUGUCCUGCUGCAUCGACCGUCUCAACGUGUACAACAGUGCAGCCCACUUUGGGGAGUGUGCCGGGGCAGAGGCUGGGGCUUCCUGGAAGGACAUCCUCAACCUGCUUUAUGAGCUGCUAGCGGCGCUGAUCCGAGGCAACAGGAACAACUGCACCCAGUUCUCCAACAACCUGGACUGGCUGGUCAGCAAGCUGGAGAGACUGGAGUCUUCCUCAGGCAUACUGGAGGUUCUCCACUGCAUUCUAAUUGAGAGCCCGGAGGCUCUAAAUAUCAUCCAGAGAGGACACAUCAAGUCCAUCAUCUCCCUGCUCUACAAACAUGGACGCAACCACAAGAUUUUGGAUGUGCUCUGUUCCCUGUGUGUGUGUAAUGGGGUGGCAGUACGAGCCAAUCAGAACCUCAUCUGCGAUCACCUGCUCCCCAAAAGAGAUCUGCUUCUCCAGACCCGAUUGGUCAAUGACGUUCAAAGCAUGAGGCCCAACAUUUACCUGGGAAUGAGUGAGGGCUCGGCCCAGUAUAAGAAGUGGUACUACGAGCUGAUGAUUGAUCAGGUGGACCACUUCUUGACCAGUGACCCCUCUCACCUGCGUGUGGGCUGGGCCACCGACAAGGGUUACGCCCCUUACCCAGGUGGAGGGGAGGGUUGGGGGGGCAACGGGGUGGGGGACGACCUCUACUCUUACGGCUUCGACGGACUUCAUCUCUGGUCAGGUCGUAUCUCCCGGGCAGUGGCUUCUAAUAACCAACACAUCCUGACCUCUGAGGAUGUGGUGAGCUGUUGUCUGGACCUGGGAGCCCCCAGCAUCUCCUUUAGGAUCAAUGGACAGCCCGUACAGGGCAUGUUCGAGAACUUCAACAUCGAUGGACUCUUCUUCCCUGUUGUCAGCUUUUCCGCUGGGGUCAAGGUGCGUUUCCUGAUGGGUGGUCGUCAUGGCGACUUCAAGUUCCUGCCUCCGUCGGGCUACGCUCCGUGUUACGAGGCCCUGCUCCCCAAGGAGAAGAUGAAGGUGGAGCCGGUGAAGGAGUACAAAAGGGACAUGGAGGGGGUCCGAGACCUGCUGGGGACCACACAGUUCAUUUCCCAGGCCUCCUUCAUACCCACCCCUGUGGAGACCAGCCAGAUCGUCAUGCUGCCAUAUCUGGAGAAGGUCCGGGACAGACUGGCUGAGAAUAUCCACGAGCUGUGGGCCAUGAACAAGAUAGAACUGGGCUGGUCUUAUGGGAAGAUAAGGGACGAUAAUAAGCGGCAGCACCCCUGCCUGGUGGAUUUUCCCAGACUGCCCGAAACGGAAAAGAAUUACAACCUGCAGAUGUCAACGGAAACCUUGAAGACUCUGCUGGCAUUAGGAUGCCAUGUUGUCCAGGUCAACGCCAACGCUGAAGAGGACCUGAAGAAGAUCAAACUCCCAAAGAACUACAUGAUGUCGAAUGGUUACAAGCCCACGCCACUGGAGCUGUCUGAUGUGAAGCUGACCCCAGGCCAGGAACUUCUGGUGGAUAAACUGGCUGAGAACGCCCACAACGUGUGGGCCAAGGACAGGGUCAAACAAGGAUGGACCUAUGGCAUUCUGCAGGAUCUGAAGAGCAAGCGGAACCCUCGCCUGGUGCCAUAUUCUUUAUUAGACGAGCGCACUAAGAAGUCCAACAGGGACAGCCUCCGUGAGGCCAUCCGCACUCUAAUUGGAUACGGAUACAAUAUCGAACCUCCAGAUCAGGAGGGCGCAGGCCAUGUGGUGGACAGACUGAGCAUAGACAAGAUCCGUUUCUUCCGUGUGGAGAGGACGUACGCGGUGAUGACGGGGAAGUGGUACUUUGAGUUUGACGUGGUGACAGGGGGAGACAUGCGUGUGGGCUGGGCCAGACCUGGAUGUAGGCCUGAUGUAGAGCUGGGCACUGAUGAGCUGGCCUUUGUCUUCGACGGAUACAAGGGUCAACGUCUGAACAUGGGCAGUCGUUUCUUUGGGCGGUGUUGGCACGCGGGGGACGUGGUGGGCUGUAUGAUCAACAUGGAGGACAAGUCUAUGAUCUUCACCCUCAACGGAGAGAUCCUCAUCACCAACAAGGGCUCUGAGCUCUGCUUUGCCGACUUCGAGACGGAGGACGGUUUUAUCCCAGUGUGUAGUCUGGGCCUGUCCCAGGUGGGUCGUAUGAACCUGGGGAAGGACGCCAGUACCUUUAAGUACUACACCAUGUGUGGUCUCCAGGAGGGCUUCGAACCCUUUGCCGUCAACAUGAACCGUGAGGUCACCAUGUGGUUCAGCAAACGCCUCCCCACCUUUGUCAAUGUGCCAAAGAACCACAACCACAUAAUGGUGACCAGAAUAGAUGGCACCAUCGACAGCCCUCCAUGUCUGAAGGUGAGCCACAGGACGUUUGGGACCCAGAACAGUAAUGGUGACAUGGUGUACUGUCGACUGAGCAUGCCCGUGGAGUUCCACUCCUUCUUCAAGACCAGCCCUGUCAUGGACAUGAACGGAGUGCAUGAAGAUCCCGAGUCCCUCAAACUGAAACACAGACAUCCAUUGAAGUCUAUGAGACACAGUCAUGAUGGAAUAAGAGGAACAGAUUACAGCAACAUCAGCACGUACCACUACUCUGUCAGGGUGUUCGCUGGUCAGGAUCCAUCCUGUGUGUGGGUGGGCUGGGUCACCCCCGACUACCAUUACUAUAGCAACCACUUCAACCUCAGUAAGAACCGGACGGUGACAGUUACCCUGGGAGACCAGCGUGGGCGGGUCCAUGAGAGUGUGAGGAGGAGUAACUGCUACAUGGUGUGGGGUGGGGACGUCACAAGCUCAGGUCACUCGUCCAGUCGCAGUAAUGUGGACCUAGAGAUAGGCUGUCUCAUUGACCUGGCCACUGGCCUGGUGACCUUCACUGGCAACGGCAAGGAGCUGGCCACCUCCUACCAGGUGGAACCAAACACAAAGCUGUUUCCUGCUGUGUUUGUGCGACCGACCAGCCCCAACCUCUUCCAGUUUGAGCUGUCCAAGAUAAAGAAUGCCAUGCCCCUGUCAGCUGCCAUAUUUAAGAGUGAGCAUAAGAACCCAGUACCCCAGUGCCCUCCGAGGCUGGAUGUCCAGACCAUCAACUCAGUGCUGUGGAGUCGCAUGCCCAACACCUUCCUGAAGGUGGAGACAGCCAGGGUCAGUGAGAGACAUGGCUGGGUGGUGCAGUGUCGGGAGCCCCUGCAGAUGCUGGCUGUGCACAUACCUGAGGAGAACAGGUGUGUUGACAUCAUGGAGCUGUCUGAGCAGGAGGACCUGAGGAAGUUCCACUACCACACCCUGAAGCUGUACUGUGCCCUGUGUGCCCUGGGAAACACCCGCGUGGCACACGCCCUCUGCAGCCACCUGGACCAAUCCCAGCUGCUCUACACCAUCGACAACCAGUACUUGUCGGGCAUGCUGCGCGAGGGCUUCUACAACAUCCUGAUCAGCAUUCACCUGGAAACGGCCAAGGAGGCCCGCCUCAUGAUGAACAACGAGUUUAUUAUCCCCAUCACUGCCGAGACGCGCAGCAUCCGCCUGUUCUCCGAUGCCUCCAAGCACCACUCUCCUCCCGGCGUGGGCCUCAGUACCUCCCUGAAGCCCCGGCUCAACUUCUACCCCCCCUGCUUCAUCAGCACCAAAAGGGAGCAGCAACUGUACAGCCCCCAGAUCCCCCUGGAUGCCCUGAAGGAGAAGGCCAUCACCAUGCUGACUGAGGCCGUGCAGGGCGGUGGGCAUCACAUCAGGGACCCUGUAGGGGGCAGCGUGGAGUACCAGUUUGUGCCCAUCCUGAGGCUGAUUGGUACACUGCUCACCAUGGGCGUGCUGGGAAGUCAGGAUGUUCAUAAGAUCCUGCUCCUCAUCGACCCCAACGUGUUUGUGGAGCAUAGCGAGGAUGCCGUCGCCGUGGUGAUGGAGGCCACAGAGAAGGAGGGGCUGACAGGCACCGAGGAGAAGGCGGUGGAGGCCGGGGAGGAGGAGGCGGCCAAAGACGCCAAGCUGCCACUGAAAGGUCUGCUGGAGAAGAGGCUGCCUGAGCCAGUGAAACGACAGAUGUGUGAGCUGCUGCACUACUUCUGUGACUGUGAGCUGAAGCAUCGCAUCGAGGCCAUCGUGUCCUUCUCAGACAGCUUUGUCUCCAAGCUGCAGUAUAACCAGAAGUUCAGGUACAACGAGCUGAUGCUGGCCCUCAACAUGUCUGCUGCCGUCACCGCCAAGAAGACCAAGGAGUUCCGCUCCCCUCCCCAAGAACAGAUUAACAUGCUGUUGAACUUCAGUACGGGGGAGGACUGCCCGUGUCCAGAGGACAUUCAGGAGGAUCUCUAUGCCUUCCACAACGAGCUGCGGCUGCACUGUGGAAUCCCUAUGGAGGAAGAGGAAGAUGACCAGGACACGUCUAUUAAAGGUCGUCUGCUGGCCCUGGUCUACAAAAUCAAAGGUCAACCUCUGAAGACUGAAGAGGAGCCCACGGAGCAGGAACAGCAAGCCCCCUCCAACCUUAAAGAGCUGAUUAGCCAGACCAUGGUGAGCUGGGCUCAGGAGUGCCACGUCCAGGACCCCGAGCUGGUCAGAGUGAUGUUCAGCCUGCUGAGGAGACAGUACGACAGCAUUGGAGAGCUGCUCCGGGCCAUGAGGAAGAGCUACACUAUCAGUGCUGCCUCUAUACAGGACACCAUCAACCUACUGGCCUCUCUGGGUCAGAUCAGAUCACUGCUGUCCGUACGCAUGGGCAAGGAGGAGGAGAAACUCAUGAUCGACGGUCUGGGUGACAUCAUGAACAACAAGAUAUUCUACCAGCACCCCAACCUGAUGCGUGUGCUGGGCAUGCAUGAGACUGUGAUGGAGGUGAUGGUCAACGUGCUGGGAGGAGGCAAGUCCCAGGAGAUAGCGUUCCCCAAGAUGGUGGCCAGCUGCUGUCGCUUCCUGUGUUACUUCUGCAGGAUCAGUCGUCAGAACCAGAAGGCCAUGUUUGACCACCUCAGCUACCUCUUGGAAAACAGCAGCGUGGGCCUGGCGUCUCCGGCCAUGAGGGGCUCUACUCCUCUAGACGUGGCUGCCUCCUCUGUGAUGGACAAUAACGGCCUGGCCUUGGCCCUGGAGGAACCUGACCUGGAUAAGGUGGUGACGUACCUAGCAGGCUGUGGGCUCCAGAGCUGUCCCAUGCUGUUGGACAAAGGUUACCCUGACAUCGGUUGGAACCCCAUAGAGGGCGAGCGCUACCUCUCCUUCCUGCGCUUUGCUGUCUUUGUUAAUGGUGAGAGUGUGGAGGAGAACUCCAGUGUGGUGGUGAAGCUACUGAUCAGGCGUCCAGAGUGUUUUGGUCCGGCCCUGAGAGGAGAGGGGGGUAACGGGCUGCUAGCAGCCAUGAAGGAGGCCAUCAAGAUCUCUGAGAACCCUGCUCUGGACCUGCCCUCCUCUGCCCAGGGGGUCAGCUCUGACGUGUCUGCUGAGGAUGAUGAGGAGGAAGAGGUGGUUCACAUGGGAAAUGCCAUCAUGUCCUUCUACUCUGCCCUCAUCGACCUAUUGGGACGCUGUGCCCCAGAGAUGCACUUGAUUAACAAGGGGAAAGGGGAGGCCCUGCGUAUCCGUGCCAUCCUGCGCUCCCUAGUGCCCACUGAAGACCUGGUGGGCAUCAUCAGCGUAACCCUCAAGAUGCCUGUCAUUCACAAAGACGGCACUGUGACAGAGCCUGAUAUGGCGGCCAGUUUCUGCCCGGACCACAAGGCCCCCAUGGUGCUAUUCCUGGACCGGGUCUAUGGUAUCGAGGACCAAAGCUUCCUACUUCACCUGCUGGAAGUGGGCUUCUUGCCAGACCUGCGAGCCUCUGCUUCUCUGGACACGGAGGUACUCAGCACCACAGAGACAGCUCUGGCCAUGAACAGGUACAUUGGCUCUGCCAUGCUUCCCCUGCUCACCCGCUGUGCCCCCCACUUCGCUGGCACAGAGCACUACGCCACGCUAAUCGACUCCACGCUACACACCAUCUACAGGCUGUCCAAGGGCCGCUCGCUCACCAAGGCCCAGAGAGAUGCUAUCGAGGAGUGUCUGCUGGCUGUCUGCAGGUACCUCCGCCCCUCCAUGCUGCAGCAGCUCCUGCGCCGCCUGGUCUUUGACGUGCCCUUGCUGACAGAGUACUGCAAGAUGCCUCUCAGGCUCUUGACCAACCACUACGAGCAGAGCUGGAAGUACUACUGUCUGCCAUCAGGCUGGGGCAGCUACGGCAUGGCCUCAGACGAGGAACUGCUCCUCACAAAGAAGAUCUUCUGGGGUGUCUUGGAUUCGCUCUCACAGAGGAAGUACGAUGCAGAUCUCUUUAAGAUGGCCAUGCCCUGUCUGAGUGCCAUAUCUGGGGCUUUACCGCCUGACUACAUAGACUCCACCAUCAGCACCACCCUGGAGAAGCCUGCGUCUGUGGACGCUCAGGGCAACUUCGACCCCAAACCCAUCAGCACAGCCAACAUAUCUCUUCCAGAGAAACUGGAAAAUGUUGCCAACAAAUAUGCUGAGCAUUCCCAUGACAAAUGGUCAGCAGAGAAGGUGAUGUUGGGAUGGAAGUACGGAGACUGUAUAGAUGAGAAGGCCAAGACUCACCCUCAGCUCAGGACCUACAAAGGCCUUACAGAGAAGGAGAAGGAGAUCCACAGGUUGCCGGUGAGGGAGACUCUGAAGAGCAUGCUGGCUAUGGGCUGGAACAUUGACAGGACCAAGGAUGGAGAGACCAUGUCCCUACGGGAGAGUGAGAAGAUGCGGAAGAUCUCCCAGUCCUCCUCUCAGGGUAACGGUUUCAACCCAACACCAAUAGACACCAGCAAUGUGGUUCUGUCUAGAGAGUUACAGGGCAUGAUGGAGGUCGUGGCUGAGAAUUAUCACAACAUCUGGGCUAAGAAGAAAAAGAAUGACCUUGGAAUUAGAGGUGGGGCAACUCACCCUCUGCUAGUGCCCUAUGACACCUUGACUGCCAAAGAGAAGGCCCGGGACAAAGAGAAGGCCCAGGGCCUGUUCCGCUUCCUACAGAUCAACGGCUAUGCUAUCACCAGAGGUCUGAAGGACAUGGAGCAGGACUCUUCCUCCAUGGAGAAGAGGUUUGCCUACAAGUUCCUCAAGAAGCUCCUCAAGUAUGUGAACUCAGCCCAGGAGUUCAUUGCCCACCUUGAGGCCAUGGCUACCAGUGGUAAGACAGACAAGUCCCCUCAUGAGCAAGAAAUCAAGUUUUUCGCCAAAGUGCUCCUCCCUCUGAUAGACCAGUACUUCAAGAACCACUGUCUCUACUUCCUGUCUUCUCCCAGUAAGAACCUGAGCAGCAGCGGCUAUGCAUCUAAUAAGGAGAAGGAGAUGGUCACCAGCCUGUUCUGUAAACUGGCAGCUCUUGUCAGACACAGGAUUUCCCUCUUCGGGAGUGACUCCACCACCAUGGUGAGCUGUCUCCACAUCCUGGCCCACACACUGGACACCAGGACGGUGAUGAAGUCUGGCUCAGAGCUGGUGAAGGCGGGGUUAAGGACGUUCUUCGAGAACGCAGCGGAGGACCUGGAGAAGACCUUUGAGAACCUGAAGUUGGGGAAGUUCACCCACUCCCGCUCACAGAUGAAGGGCGUGUCCCAGAACAUUAACUACACCACGGUGGCACUACUGCCCAUCCUCACUGCCCUGUUUGAACACAUCACCCAGCACCACUUUGGAGUGGACCUGCUCUUGGACGAUGUCCAAGUGUCAUGCUAUCGUAUCCUGACCAGCCUGUAUGCACUCGGGACUGGAAAAAACAUCUAUGUGGAAAGGCAGCUGCCGGCCCUGGGGGAGUGUCUGGCCACCCUGGCAGGCGCCAUGCCUGUGGCCUUCCUGGAGCCACUGCUCAACAAACACAACCCCUGCUCUGUGUUCAACACCAAGACUGCCCGCGAACGCGCCAUCCUAGGCAUGCCAGACGCGGUGGAGGAGAUGUGUCCGGAGAUGCCUCGUCUAGACGUCCUGAUGAAGGACAUCAACGACAUGUCUGAGUCUGGGGCGCGCUACACAGAGAUGCCCCACGUUAUCGAGGUGGUGCUGCCCAUGCUGUGUAACUACCUGUCCUACUGGUGGGAGAAGGGCCCAGAGAACCAGGCGUCUCCGCACAGUAUGUUUUCCACCACCGUCACCUCAGAACACCUCAGCCUCAUCCUGGGAAACAUCCUGAAGAUCCUCAACAGCAACCUGGGCAUCGACGAGGCCUCCUGGAUGAAGAGGAUCGCAGUGUAUGCCCAGCCCAUCAUCAGUAAGGCCAGGGCUGUUCUGUUGAAGAGUCACUUCCUGCCUACGCUGGAGAAGCUGAAGAAGAAGACCGUGAAGGUGGUGACGGAGGAGGAGCUACUGAAGGCUGACAGUAAGGGAGACACCCAGGAGGCUGAGCUCCUCAUCCUGGAUGAGUUCGCUGUGCUCUGCAGAGACCUCUACGCCUUCUACCCGAUGCUCAUCCAUUACGUUGACAAUAACAGGUCCAGGUGGCUGAAAGAACCAGACUCUGACUCCAAUGAACUCUUCAGAAUGGUGGCUGAGAUAUUCAUCCUCUGGUGCAAAUCACAUAACUUCAAAAGGGAAGAGCAGAACUUUGUGGUUCAGAAUGAAAUCAACAACCUGUCUUUCCUGACUGGUGAUAGCAAGACGAAGAUGUCAAAGUCAGGGGGUCAGGACCAGGAGAGGAAGCAUAAGAGGAAGCGAGGAGAGUUCUACUCCAUCCAGACCUCCCUGAUCGUUGCUGCCCUGAAGAAGAUGCUGCCCAUGGGACUCAACAUGUGCACCCCCGGGGACCAGGAGCUCAUCUCCCUGGCCAAGACACGUUACCUCCUGAAGGACACAGAUGAUGAAGUGAAGGAACAUGUGCGGCAAAAUUUGCACCUUCAAGAAAAGUCAGACGACCCUGCAGUGAGGUGGCAGCUGAACCUGUAUAAGGAUGUGAUGGUGAAGAACGAGGGGCCUCCAGACCCUGAGAGGACAGUGUUCAGAGUCCAGAGCAUAUCAGCCGCAGUCUUCCAUCUGGAGCAGGUGGAACAGCCGUUGAGGUCUAAGAAGUGUGUGUGGCAGAAGCUGCUGUCCAAGCAGAGAAAGCGUGCGGUGGUGGCCUGUUUCCGCAUGGCUCCUCUCUACAACCUGCCCAGGCACAAAAGUAAUAAUUACUUCCUGAAUGCCUACCGACGCUAUUGGCUCGAAAAAAUGCAUGAGAACACAGACUAUGACAGUCUGCUCUCCAUGCUAACGAAGACCCAACUGAAGGUGGAGGAGGAGGAAGAGGAGGAGGCAGAGAUGCAGCCAGACCCUCUUCAUCAGCUCAUCCUGCAUUUCAGUCACAAUGCGCUCACUGAGCGGAGUUCUUUGGAAGAGGAUCCUUUGUAUAUUGCAUAUGCAGACAUGAUGGCAAAGAGUUGUGCAGAAGAUGAAGAAGAAGAAGAUGAAGAAGGAAAAGAGAAAACGUUUGAGGAAAAAGAGAUGGAGAAACAGAAGACUCUGUACCAGCAGGCCAGACUGCAUGACAGAGGAGCUGCUGAGAUGGUGUUACAGAUGAUUAGCGCCAGCAAAGGUACGCUUGGGCCCAUGGUGACCUUUACCCUGAAGCUGGGCAUCUCUAUACUCAACGGAGGCAACAUACUGGUUCAGCAGAAAAUGCUUGACUAUCUGAAGGAAAAAGGAGAUGCUGGCUUUUUCAAGAGUUUGUCAGGACUCAUGCAGUCUUGCAGUGUCCUGGAUUUGAAUGCAUUCGAAAGGCAAAACAAAGCGGAAGGUCUUGGGAUGGUGACUGAGGAAGGAUCAAUCAACGUGAGUGAGCGGGGUUCCAAAGUACUGCAAAACGAUGAGUUCACUAAGGAUCUCUUUAGGUUUCUGCAACUGCUCUGUGAGGGACACAACAACGACUUUCAAAACUUCCUGCGGACUCAAACAGGGAAUACGACCACAGUAAAUAUCAUCAUCAGCACUGUGGACUACCUGCUCCGUCUGCAGGAAUCCAUCAGUGAUUUCUACUGGUACUACUCUGGGAAAGACAUCAUGGAUGAGGCUGGCCAGCGGAACUUCUCCAAAGCCCUGGCUGUGGCCAAGCAGAUUUUCAACUCUCUCACUGAGUACAUACAGGGCCCGUGUAUUGGGAACCAGCAGAGUCUGGCACACAGCAGGCUAUGGGAUGCAGUGGUGGGAUUCCUGCAUGUGUUUGCCAAUAUGCAGAUGAAGCUGUCACAGGAUUCAAGUCAGAUUGAGUUAUUGAAGGAGCUGCUGGACCUGCAGAAGGACAUGAUCGUGAUGAUGCUCUCCCUUCUGGAAGGUAACGUUGUCAACGGAACCAUCGGGAAACAGAUGGUGGACACCCUGGUGGAGUCCUCCAGCAAUGUGGAGAUGAUCCUCAAGUUCUUCGACAUGUUCCUCAAACUCAAAGACCUGACCACAUCGGACAACUUCAAGGAGUACGACCCGGAGAGCAAGGGAGUGAUCUCCAAGAAGGAGUUCCAGAAGUCCAUGGAGAACCAGAAGCAGUACUCCCAGUCAGAGAUCGAGUUCUUGCUCUCCUGUGCCGAGGCUGACGAGAACGACAUGUUCAACUACGAGGAGUUUGUGAAGCGCUUUCAUGAGCCGGCCAAGGACAUUGGCUUUAACGUGGCGGUCCUGCUCACCAACUUGUCAGAACACAUGCCUCACGACGCCCGUCUGGCCACCUUCCUGGACCUGGCCGAGAGCGUGAUAAACUACUUCGAGCCCUACCUGGGCCGCAUAGAGAUUAUGGGUGGAGCCAAGCGCAUCGAGAGGGUCUACUUUGAGAUCAGCGAGUCUAGUCGUACACAGUGGGAGAAGCCUCAAGUCAAAGAGUCUAAGAGACAGUUUAUCUUUGACGUGGUGAAUGAGGGUGGAGAGAGCGAGAAGAUGGAGCUGUUUGUCAACUUCUGUGAGGACACCAUAUUUGAGAUGCAGCUGGCCUCACAGAUCUCUGAGCCUGACGCAGUGGAGCGUCCCGAGGAGGACGACGAGGACAGCCAGAGUGUGACGGAGGAGCCUGAGGAGGAAGUGGAGGAGAGCAUGAUGGAGUCUCACUCCGCCUUCACCAAUUCCUGCGUCUCCAUGAGGAAGAACCUGUUCAGCUUCCGCCAGCUGCUGACCUUCAAAAGCAUGAGGCGGCAGUACAGGAGGUUCAGGAAGAUGAGUGUGAGGGAGAUGGUCCAAGGCUUCUUCUCAUUCUUCUGGAUGAUUAUCACUGGAGUCUUCCGCUUCCUUUACAACCUGGUGUGGGGCUUCUUCCAUAUCCUGUGGUCCUCCAUGUUUGGCGGGGGCCUGGUGGAGGGGGCCAAGAACAUGAAGGUCACAGACAUCCUGGGGAACAUGCCUGACCCCACACAGUUUGGUAUCCAUGGUGAUGUGCUGGAGACAGAGAAGAUGGAGGCGAGUGAGGCGUCAUCUGUGGCAGAGAUGGGCCACAUGGGCCAGGGGGACAAGGCAGAGGCAGAUCUGAUGGCUGAGCUGCUUAACAUCCAAACCAAGAGCCAGGGGGGAAAGCAUGCGCCCGAGCCAGGUCUGGGGGACAUGGGUGAGGUGGUGGGGGUCGACGCCCCCUCUUUAGCCAGUGCCGUCAAGCAGAAGAAGGCCAAGGAGGCUGCGACUAAGGAGCCUACCAACGGAGACCACAAAGCCGAGCCAGAGAAAUCAGACCCAGAGGAUGGUGAGAAGAAGGACCAGGACAAAGUCAAAGAGGAGGCUCCCCCAGAGCCCUCACUGGAGGAGAAGAAGGCCCCCAAGAAGAGACCGGGACUGAAGAAAGAGUCUCCAGAGGAGUUCAUGGCCAGCUUCUUCUCUAGCCUGGACAUCUACCAGACCAAGAUGCUGAACUAUCUGGCCAGAAACUUCUACAACCUGCGUUUCUUGGCAUUGUUUGUUGCAUUUGCCAUAAACUUUAUUCUGCUCUUCUACAAAGUGACUGGAGAUGACGGGGAAGAUGAUGAUCCAGAUCCCUGGAAUGGAGGUGGAGCUACUGAUGAACAGGAUGAUGAAGGUGGGAUGGAGUAUUUUGUCCUGCAGGAGAGCACCGGCUACAUGGCACCUACACUGCGCUUCUUGGCCAUACUACACACAGUCAUCUCUUUCCUGUGUGUGGUGGGAUACUACUACCUAAAGGUGCCUCUGGUGGUGUUCAAGAGAGAGAAGGAGAUCGCCAGGAAGUUGGAAUUUGACGGCCUCUACAUCACAGAGCAGCCGUCAGACGAUGACAUCAAAGGGCAGUGGGACCGCCUCGUCAUCAACACCCCUUCCUUCCCUAAUAACUACUGGGACAAGUUUGUGAAACGCAAGGUGAUCAAUAAGUAUGGAGAUCUAUAUGGAGCAGAGAGGAUAGCAGAGCUGCUGGGGCUGGAUAAGAGUGCUCUGGACUUCAACCCCACAGAGGAGACGGUGGUGAAGGAGGCAUCGCUGGUGUCCUGGUUGAGCUCUAUUGACACCAAGUACCAGUGCUGGAAAAUGGGUGUGGUGUUUACAGACAAUUCGUUCCUGUACCUGGUGUGGUACACCACCAUGUCCAUCCUGGGUCACUACAACAACUUCUUCUUCGCUGCCCAUCUGUUGGACAUCGCCAUGGGCUUCAAGACCCUCCGGACCAUACUGUCCUCCGUCACCCACAAUGGCAAACAGCUGGUUCUGACUGUAGGUCUCCUGGCGGUGGUGGUCUAUCUGUACACUGUGGUGGCCUUCAACUUCUUCCGCAAGUUCUACAACAAGAGUGAGGAUGACAACCAGCCCGAUAUGAAGUGUGACGACAUGAUGACUUGCUACCUGUUCCACAUGUACGUUGGUGUGAGGGCAGGGGGUGGAAUCGGGGAUGAGAUUGAGGACCCCGCAGGCGACCCGUACGAGCUCUACCGCAUCCUCUUCGACAUCACCUUCUUCUUCUUUGUCAUCGUCAUCCUGCUGGCCAUCAUACAGGGUCUAAUCAUUGAUGCUUUUGGAGAGCUGAGAGACCAACAGGAGCAAGUGAAAGAGGAUAUGGAGACCAAAUGUUUCAUCUGUGGCAUCGGUAAUGACUACUUUGACACGACGCCUCACGGCUUUGAGACACACACCUUACAAGAGCACAACUUGGCCAACUACCUGUUUUUCCUGAUGUAUCUUAUCAACAAAGAUGAGACAGAACACACCGGUCAGGAGUCAUACGUGUGGAAGAUGUACCAGGAGAGGCUCUGGGACUUUUUCCCUGCUGGAGACUGUUUCAGAAAGCAGUAUGAGGACCAGCUUGGAUAGAGCUGACAGACAGGUCACUGUCAUCCUACGGACAGGACUACAGUCCUACAAAGAGCUGCUCCAGGUACACUCCGACUUCCUCCUAACAGCUAGCUGAUGACGGUUGGUAACCAUUCACCGGCCUAUUGCCUCCUCUAAAUGUGUGAGACUAGAGGAGAGGGGAGAUGCUAUCUUCCAUGUGAUGGAAUAACCAUUUUCACAUCAACGUCAAAUGUACCUGUACAUGUUACCUUUGGUACAGGGCCAACCUCCAAGAAAGUGACUAUAUUACAACCUGCCCAGACAGAUUUCAGUUUUGACCAUUUUUUUCUUUCAACGUGUUGCCUUUUCCUCCACAUAACCCCGAACCAUUGCACAAUUAUUGGUCUUUUUGAGAAACACUGGGUUGUGUGGGGUUAUGGGACAACGUGUGAGUCUUGGCCCGUUGCAAUAUGCACAAGAAGACUAUUUCAAUAUUUCAAGAAUGUUGAAAAUGAGACUUAUGCCAAAAGAUAGGUGGGCAGAUUUUUACAGAGAGCAUACUGUAUGUGAGUUAACAAAGUUUAAAAAAUGUCGUUCGAGUAAUGUGCUUUCAGAUAUGAAGUAUUGAUUAUAGAGGACUUAAACCAGGGGAAAUGUUGAUUAUAUGAUAAAAAUGCCUGAAUCAAGUACUUGAUGAAGUGCCUUAUUAACAUUACAACGGAGCUAUGCAAAACCAUGUGUUUUUCUUUCUGCAAUGGAUGUGCAGUAGUUUUCCUGGACCAGAAACAAGCAGCUGUUCAGAGUCAUUACUUCGUGGCUUAUGUUUUUAAUUUGAAAAUGGAUGAGCAGUGUUGAGUAUUUUGCCAACUGCAGAAUCUACACUUAGAAAAAAAGGCUCUGGAUAGAACCAAAAAGGUUGUAUUGCUUGCUUCAUAUACUGUACAGCAACCUUAUAGGUUCAAUAUAGAACCCUUUUGCAGGGUUCUUUGAUCAGACCCCAGGGUUCUUCACUGACCCAACAUUGGUUCCAUAUAGAACCAUUGGGUUCCUUCCAUAUAGGGUUCGAUAUGGAACCAAUUUCAGUUCUAUAUAUAACCUUAAGGGGUGCCAUAUAUGACGCAAGCAUGGAACCCUCUUUGGUUCUAUCCAGAACCUUUUUAUCUAAGAGUGUAACUGCAAACGAGUAUAAAUUACACACUCGUCUUAGUAUAUCAUAUGUCCGAAUUUAUUAAACACCUUGAAACAAAAAAUAAAUUGCUAUUGUAUGGCUAUUUGUAUGUAGUAGCAUUGCUGAACCGUGCAUUUCCCUGAAGGACAAAUAAAGAAAUCAAUUAAAU
Oncorhynchus keta (chum salmon) is the source of this 16494-nucleotide messenger RNA. RefSeq names its product ryanodine receptor 3-like. Gene Ontology annotation, biological process: calcium ion transmembrane transport; intracellular calcium ion homeostasis. Gene Ontology annotation, molecular function: calcium ion binding; ryanodine-sensitive calcium-release channel activity; protein binding. NCBI's taxonomy places the organism in Eukaryota, Metazoa, Chordata, Actinopteri, Salmoniformes, Salmonidae. Gene Ontology annotation, cellular component: sarcoplasmic reticulum membrane; smooth endoplasmic reticulum; calcium channel complex. Bases 503 to 15196 code for a protein of 4897 amino acids. The record is from RefSeq and is a predicted model, not a curated record. The transcript has 104 exons.